UGUGCCCCCUCCUCUGCCACCUUGCGACACACCCAGCUCUGAAAAGCCAGGCUAUAUCUGCUCACACACACCCGACUGGACUGCUCUGGCACUGUACCAUGGGACCCAAGACUUCUUCUGGCUUCUACCUGAGCAGGACGUCUGCUGCGCUGCUGGCACUGCUCCUGGCUGCGCUGCUCUUGGCACUCAUAGUGCUGGGAGCUCUCUAUGCCAGGACUGUAGGAAAGGACCAGCACCAGGGGCAGACUGAUAUGGACACAUCCACUGCUAAUGUCACCAGCUCUCCCUUCUUCUUCACCAUACCUACAGAUUCCCCUGGGCCACCUGGCAUCUGGGAUAACCCAAGGAUGCCCCAUAACCUGGUGCCAGUGCAUUAUGACCUGGAGCUAUGGCCAAGAAUGCUGCCAGAUGCUGAUGACAACUAUCCUAUGUCGGGACAGGUGAACAUCACCAUCAGCUGUGUGGACGGGACAGACAUUGUGCUGCUGCAUUGCUAUAAGCUGAACAUCACCCGGGCACUGCUGACUGGGAUAGAAAACGGACAGCGCAGCUUUAAGGCUGGACAGACAGACAGCAAAUACCCACAAGUGGGGCUGAAAGUCAACGAUGCUGGUGGGAUAAUCAAUGAAGACCAGAGCAGAUCUCACAUCCAAGAGACAGAUGACAUUUCACUAGAAGGUGGGCAGGAAAUUGGCAUCAGCAACCUGUGGCAUUCAACACGACACCAAUACCUGGUGCUGCAGCUGGAGAGGCCACUGGAAGCAGGACGUGUGUACUUGCUGCAGAUGGACUACAUAGGAUUCCUGAGUGAUGACUACUCAGGGCUCUUCAUAUCACACUACAAAGACUUUGAUGAGUUCAAAGUCCUAGUGGGGUCGGAGCUGGAGCCAGCAUCUGCCAGGACAGUUUACCCGUGCUUUGAUGAACCAGCGCUUAAAGCAACCUUUAAAACCAGGAUUGUCCACAAUUCCAGUUAUGUGGCUCUUUCUAAUAUGCCAGCUAUAGAUGUGUCUGAAAGGGAAGAUGAAAAUGGAACUAAAUGGAUGGUUACCAUGUUUAACACUACUCUGAAAAUGUCAACCUAUAUCACUGCUUUUGUGAUAUGUGACUUUGAUUACGUGAACAUGACGGAAAGGGGCAGUGAGAUACGAAUUUGGGCAAGAAAGGAAGUAGUACAAAAAGGAUAUGCAAACUUUGCUUUGGCCAUUGCAGGACCAAUACUUUCAUUUAUGGAGGAUUUUCUGAAUGUCUCAUAUCCACUGCAGAAAACAGAUUUUGUAGCAAUGCCUGACCUUGGUGUUGGUGCAAUGGAAAACUGGGGAUUAAUUACUUUUCAAGAAACUUCAUUGAUGUAUAACCCAGAUCAAAAGUUCAGCACUUCUAAGGCAUUGACUUCUCUGAUUGUUGCCCAUGAGAUAGGACACCAGUGGUUUGGAAACCUUGUUACCAUGAAGUGGUGGAACGACAUAUGGCUAAAUGAAGGGUUUGCCUCUUACAUGGAAUACGCAGGGGCUAGCCUGGUUGACCCCAAACUGAAAUUGAAUGAGUUUUUUAUGGUGCACAACCUGAUAAAUAUUUUUGAGAGAGAUGCCCGAGCAACUGCCAGAGCUGUAUCAGUAAAAGCAGAAGACAUUGAUAAUGUGGAUGAUAUAAUGCUAUUAUUUGAUGAAUUCACAUAUGACAAGGCAUCUGCUUUGCUCCGAAUGGCUUCCACCUUCCUGACAGAGAGACUCUUCAUCAAAGGGAUCAGCUCAUACUUGAAGAGAUUUUCAUUCUCAAAUGCUGACCAGGAUGAUCUGUGGAAACAUAUGCAAAUGUUUAUAGAUGAUCAAGAUGAAGUUCAGUUGCCAGCAUCACUGAGAGAGAUCAUGAAUUCAUGGACCUGGCAAAAGGGCAUACCACUAGUGACGGUAAACACAUCUACUGGGACACUGACCCAAGAGCAGUUCAAGACAGCCAAUGCUGAUAACAUCACAAGAGAUAACAAUCAUACAUGGAUUAUUCCCAUCUAUUGGAUGAAAAAUGGAGUACAGCAGCCAACAGUAUGGCUAGACACUAAGACGAAAACUGUCCCAGAAAUGGCUGCAAUGGAUAACGAAUGGAUUAUAUUAAAUAUUGAUGUAACUGGGUACUACAGAAUAAAUUACGAUGAAAAAAACUGGAAUAAUCUUGCAAAAACACUUGAAGAAGACCCACAGGUGCUGCCAGUGGUAAACAGAAUUCAGCUUAUGGAUGAUGCCUUUAUGCUGGCAAACUCUGGAUACCUAGAAUAUGAAACUGCCCUCAGUUUAACAAGAUACCUGGAACAGGAAAUGGAAGUAAUUGUAUGGUACAUUGCUCUGAAACACAUGCAUUACUACAAAAAGUCCCUGGUGACAUAUCAUUCUUUUCCGCUUAUAAAAAAAUAUAUUUUAAAAAGAAUUAAACCAAUAUUCCAACAUUAUUCAAGUAUUGUUCAAAGAAAUUUUGAUGAAACUGCUGAUGACUUUUUUGUUCAUACAGGAAUUGACAUUAUUUUUAAAACUGCUUGUUCCCUUGGGCUGCAAGACUGUCUGAGUAUGGCAAGCGACAUUUAUGCCAAAUGGAUGGCUAACAUUUCCAGUAAUGAAAUACCACAGUCCAUUAAAGGAACAGUUUACUGCUAUGGUAUCGCAGAGGGUGGAGAAAAGGAAUGGGAUCAUGCCUGGAAUGUUUUCAACAAAUCAGACCUUUUAGAUGUCUGGGACUACAGCAACCUGAAACAUGGUUUAAGCUGUACCAAGGAGCCAUGGCUGCUGUAUCGUUAUUUGGAUACUGCCCUUUUUGAUGGGGCUCAUAGUAUAAUGGAUACAUUUUUGGAUAUGUUUAAGAAUGAUAUCGGAAGGCACAUAGCCUGGGAAUUCCUGAAAGAGAACUGGCAUCGGUUAAAGGAUGAUAUGUAUGUGAAAGAAUCUGCACUACUUUUUGAACGAUUAUUAACAGAUUUGGGAUGGAAAGCUACAUCAGAGCUGCAGUUCCAAGAGAUGCAACUUUUCAUCACGACCACUGUGGAUGAAAGUGUAAGGGAAGGUGAAGUACAGAGGUUAGAAAAAAGAAAGAAAGCUCGCCUAGAGUGGGUAAAUAUUGUGAAUACGAAGAUUAUUGACUGGUUACAGAAGAACAUACUGGAUUCGGACUUAUGAGAACUCUGAUUUACAUCGCAGUGUAUGGGAUUUUAUAGCCUUUUUCUAAAGAAUAUUCUCGUGUUUAAAGUUGCCAACUAUUUUUCAUCUAGACUGCUGAAUUCGUAUGAUAUAUAUUUUUUUACAACUUGUAAGAAUGUGAUUAAAUAUGUGCUGAU
Molecule: messenger RNA, 3319 nt
Organism: Nanorana parkeri
Lineage: Eukaryota; Metazoa; Chordata; Amphibia; Anura; Dicroglossidae
Gene: LVRN
Product: laeverin
Exons: 20
Coding region: 99-3161 (1020 amino acids)
Biological process (GO): peptide catabolic process; proteolysis
Cellular component (GO): cytoplasm
Molecular function (GO): zinc ion binding; metalloaminopeptidase activity; peptide binding
Source: RefSeq, a predicted model, not a curated record